AUGGAAAAAGAAUGUGAAAGUAUAAAAAGUGAUAUAGAUGGUGAAGAAAAUGAAAUAGAAAUAAAUGAAAUAUAUAAUAAGAGUAGUUUUAUUAAUAGUAGAGGGGCAAGAUUAAUACGAAUAAUGUCUGAGUUUGUUGGUGUGCAAGAUGCAUUAAAAGAUGAGGGUAUUUUUUUUACUGUUGUAGUUUUUGGUUCAUCCAGAUCACUAAGCAAAGAAAAAUAUGAAUCAAAAAAAAAUGAUCUUGAAAAAAAGUUGGAGAAUUUUAAUGAAAAAAUAAAAAGUAAUAUUGAAUUAGUAGAUGAGGAACUGAAAGAAUAUAACCAUAUAAAAAAGGAAUUAGAAGAUCUCGAAAAAUUAAAAUGGACUAUUGAAUUUUAUAAAAAAAUAUAUGAACUUUCAAAAAUGUUAACUUUUUUUUUUAGUACUGAUGAGGGUCAAAAAGCAGUGAAUAAUAUAUCAUCCCAUUUGCCGAAAGUUCAUAAUUUUUUACCUAAUAAAAAGGAACAGAAAACCCCCAACAUUUUUACUGUUGCUAUAUGUACAGGAGGUGGACCAGGAUUUAUGGAGGCAGCAAAUAAAGGAAGUAAAGAUGCAGGUGGGAAAUCUAUAGGUUUCAUGAUUUCCUUACCUUUUGAAAAGGGGGCUAAUCCUUAUGUUGAUAAAAGUUUGUCAUUUAAAUUUCAUUAUUUUUUUACAAGAAAAUUUUGGCUGGUUUAUUUAUCGUUAGCUUUUAUUAUAUUACCUGGAGGUUUUGGAACACUGGAUGAAAUGAUGGAAAUAUUGACUUUAAAACAAUGUAAGAAAUUUAAAAGAGAUGUACCCAUUGUUCUACUUGGAAAACAAUUCUGGUUUGAUGUUUUGAAUUUUCAAAAGUUAGUUGAUUAUGGUGUUAUAUCUCAAACGGAUUUAGAUAGUAUAUUUAUUACUGAUUGUGUUGAUGAAGCUUAUAAUUUUGUAAUUAGUCAUUUAAAAAAUACUCCCUGUUUAUCUAAUAGUUUAUAA
This is a messenger RNA of Plasmodium gallinaceum, 1005 nucleotides long. Its product is annotated as lysine decarboxylase-like protein, putative. NCBI's taxonomy places the organism in Eukaryota, Apicomplexa, Aconoidasida, Haemosporida, Plasmodiidae. The transcript has a single exon. The coding region runs from base 1 to 1005 and encodes 334 amino acids. The record is from RefSeq and is a predicted model, not a curated record. Gene Ontology annotation, cellular component: cytosol.